Asterias rubens (European starfish) is the source of this 1360-nucleotide messenger RNA. RefSeq names its product folate receptor beta-like. The record is from RefSeq and is a predicted model, not a curated record. Gene Ontology annotation, cellular component: external side of plasma membrane. Gene Ontology annotation, molecular function: signaling receptor activity. The transcript is spliced from 6 exons. NCBI's taxonomy places the organism in Eukaryota, Metazoa, Echinodermata, Asteroidea, Forcipulatida, Asteriidae. Bases 173 to 937 code for a protein of 254 amino acids.
UUAUGUCUGUUACCCAUCUCCAUUCACCUGCACGUGCUCGACUUGGUUUGAUAACAACCAAAAUCCGCCGCCGUAGGAUUUUUUAUAAACCCAGGCGAGAAAUUAGAGAGAGUUGUGGUAAAGCACAUGGCGUUUCGUUCGUGACAUUUGCCGAUACAGUUCAGACUUCACUAUGUCCACAUCAAAUACACUUGCGAUAGUUCUGCUGUCGCUGUGUGUCGCACUCGCUGAGCGCUCAACACUAGAUGACUACAUAAACACGUGCAUGGAUGGCGUCAGCCACAAGAGCAAGCCUGGCAAGGAGGAUGAACUUUUCCAACAGUGUGCCCCGUGGAAGAACCGUUCCUGCUGUACAACGGCAGUAACUGAAGACAUGCACGUCUCCCCUACCUGGUAUAACAUGGACUGGAGCCACUGUCCCACUCCGCUAUCGGAACCCUGUCAGAAACACUUCAUGCAAGACCUCUGCUUCUAUGAGUGCUCUCCUAACGUGGGUCCAUGGCUGGUACCUCAUAAUAUCAGCAUCCGCAAUGAGAGAUUUGUAGGGGUUCCACUGUGCCGGACAGAAUGCGACGCAUGGUUCAAUGCAUGCAAGGAUGACUACACAUGCAUGGAAGACUGGUCAAAGGGAUGGGAUUGGUCUACGGGCUCAAAUAAGUGUCCUGCUGCUUCGACCUGCCAGACCUUUCAAGAGGUCUUCAAGACAGCCGAGAAAAUGUGUCAGACCGUUUGGGGUGGAUCGUUUGAGGUUGUGGACGACAAAGAGCCGUGCAUGCUGCUGUGGUUUGAUGGAGAAAAUAACCCAAACGAUGAGAUAGCAUUGAAGGCAGCUGAGGCUCUACUAACAGUUGGAUCCGCUCCAACCCUACAUACUGUAUGGAAAACGCUAAUGGCAUGUGCUACUCUAUGUCUUGUAAUUCUACAUGAUCUAAGAUAGCCUUCUCAAAUGUAUGUGAGACGCUUAAACACGACUAGGUUCUACUUAAUUUUGAUCAACUGUCACCACCGAUGUACUCAACUGUUUUGGUUAUUUCUAGGCCCGGGCGCCUUGUGCGACUAGUGUCGUAGUCAUGAUUAGUGGUUUACUAAGUCAAGUCAGGACUACUGUUUUUCAACUACUCGGUUAAUCGUGCUGCCAGGACUUCUACAACAAUAGUCAUGACUACUACUACAUGAAUGUUGUACCUGUAUGGUGAACCAAUUGUGGUGCUCACAACUAUUCGGGACUAUUUCGGAAGUUGCCACUAUUUGAGGCGCAACUAGUCGAGUGGCAAGUUUCACUAGUUGCCCAGGCCUAGUUAUCUCCACAUUUUUAUCUUUUUUCUUGUUGUCUUUUUGGUUUUGGGUAGGGCUUCAUCAG